ACCGCGAAAUUGGUUCAUAAGCGCAGGCACUCCUUGCCAUAACCUUACCUUUUCUCACGCUACAAACCGACUGUCCCCAUCUCACACCGUCCUUAUCAACAAUGUGGUCCUGGUUCGGCGGAGCGGCCGCGCAGAAACGGAAAGAUGCGCCUAAGGAGGCGAUCCUGAUGCUCCGCGAGCAGCUGGAUAUGCUGCAGAAGCGCGAGAAGUACCUGGAGAGUCAGAUGGAGGAGCAGGAUGCGAUUGCCAGGAAGAACGUGACGACGAACAAGACCGCGGCCAAGAAUGCCCUUCGACGGAAAAAGAACCACGAGAAGAACCUCGAGCAGACGACCGCGCAGAUCGUGCAGCUGGAGCAGCAGAUCUACUCGAUUGAGGCAGCGAACAUCAACCAGGAGACUCUCAAUGCGAUGAAGGCGGCUGGCGCGGCCAUGACGCAGAUCCACGGCUCCAUGACCAUCGAUAAGGUGGACGAGACGAUGGACAAACUCCGGGAACAGCACCAACUCAGCGAGGAGAUCGCGACAGCCAUCACAAGCAACUCCAUCACCGAACAACCGGACGAGGCCGACCUGGAAGCCGAGCUCGAGGGUCUGGAGCAGGAGGCCAUGGACGAGCGCAUGCUCAAGACCGGCACGGUGCCCGUGGCAGACCAGCUCAACCGGUUACCCGCCGCAGCCAACGGAGAACUCAAAACCCAACCCGCACACGCCGAGGAAGACGACGAGGAAGCAGAGCUGGAAAAGCUUCGCGCCGAGAUGGCCAUGGGAUAAACCGGGGGGGGGUUCUUGUUCGGGCGCUGUGCCCCCCCCUCCCUUUUCUCUUCCUUUCUACUCUAUAUGCUUUCAUCAAGAAUAUUUUGUGUCCUAUGCACUGCGUCUCUUUCUUCAGUCAUUGCUCUUUCAUCCCCCCUUUCUCUCU
This is a messenger RNA of Aspergillus homomorphus CBS 101889, 921 nucleotides long. Its product is annotated as ESCRT-III subunit protein SNF7. The record is from RefSeq and is a predicted model, not a curated record. Gene Ontology annotation, biological process: vesicle budding from membrane; late endosome to vacuole transport via multivesicular body sorting pathway. NCBI's taxonomy places the organism in Eukaryota, Fungi, Ascomycota, Eurotiomycetes, Eurotiales, Aspergillaceae. Bases 102 to 773 code for a protein of 223 amino acids. The transcript is spliced from 4 exons. Gene Ontology annotation, cellular component: ESCRT III complex; cytoplasmic side of plasma membrane; multivesicular body.